ACUUUUUAGCUUCUUUUUUUCACUGAAAAAUCCAAAUUUCAGUUUAUUGUAUUUCCUAAUUUCUUUCUCAUCCAAUUUAAUUUACAUUGGAAAAUCUAAAACCCUAAAAUUUUUCCGAUUCUUUGAUUUCAAUCGUUUGAGUAAUUAAAACCAGAUUGGCAAAGUUUAGCUAACUCGAGUCCUGUCUCUCUCCACAACUUGAGAAAAAAUUCCCAAUUUCGAAUAGUUUUCAUCUGAUUAUCUUUUCAAGUAUGAAAGAAGGAAAAUCCCUAAAAUUGAACGGCCAAUUGAAUCACCAGAACGGUCACUUGUCUCCGUUCAAAUUCGCCAAGUUGUUGGAUCCAGAAGCUUCAUGGGACAAGGAUCAACUGGGUGAUGUCUUGCAUUGGAUCCGACAAGUGGUGGCCCUAGUUUGUGGGUUACUAUGGGGAGCCAUACCUUUGGUUGGUGGUAUAUGGUUUAUGAUUUUUCUUGCGAUAUCAUCUGGGAUAAUAUACGGUUAUUAUGCAAUGAUACUAAAGGUUGAUGAAGAAGAUUUUGGUGGUCAUGGAGCUCUCCUUCAAGAAGGACUGUUUGCUUCCGUUACUCUCUUUCUGCUUGCUUGGGUUCUGGUUUACAGCUUGGGCCACUUCUGAUAGGGUUAUGUAUUGUUCACCAGCAUCUCUAUCCGUUGAGGCAAAAAUUAUGACUUUGGAGGCUGGAGGUGCUAUUCCGUAGCUUAACAAACAAUGAGAAAGUUUUUUUUUUUUAAUCAAUUAGUCUUUAUUAGUUGUUCUUUGCAUUAUGAUUGUACAAUCAUGUCGAACUUGCAGAGCUUGAGUGUGCUACCUUCUGGUUUGUGGUAAAUAGAUCGAACAAUUUUCUUCAUAAACUUUGGCGCUGUGUAGCUAAUCAUGGCCUCUACGAUUGAGUAUCAAAAUUUUGAUUCUGUAAUUUUUAAUAAGAGCGCCUAUGAGCAAAAUUCUUGAGGACAAACCUUUAUAA
This is a messenger RNA of Humulus lupulus (European hop), 984 nucleotides long. RefSeq lists its product as uncharacterized. NCBI's taxonomy places the organism in Eukaryota, Viridiplantae, Streptophyta, Magnoliopsida, Rosales, Cannabaceae. Gene Ontology annotation, biological process: mitochondrial respirasome assembly. The coding region runs from base 252 to 635 and encodes 127 amino acids. The transcript has 4 exons. The record is from RefSeq and is a predicted model, not a curated record.